This is a messenger RNA of Bufo bufo (common toad), 4123 nucleotides long. It is a transcript of the gene EXTL3, whose product is annotated as exostosin like glycosyltransferase 3. Gene Ontology annotation, cellular component: membrane. The transcript is spliced from 6 exons. NCBI's taxonomy places the organism in Eukaryota, Metazoa, Chordata, Amphibia, Anura, Bufonidae. The record is from RefSeq and is a predicted model, not a curated record. Gene Ontology annotation, molecular function: glycosyltransferase activity. Bases 512 to 3271 code for a protein of 919 amino acids.
GCGGGGCUGAGGCCGGCGUGUUCGCGGCGGAUUCUCGCGAGGUUUGGGAGCUCGGCGGUGUGUUCUCGUACAGGCAGCGGUGUAGAGUGUAAGGCGAAGACACCGGGCGGCGGCUCGAAGCAUCGUCGGCUGCUGAAGAGUCCAGUGAUUGCAAUACAUCUGGAAAAUUGCCUUUUUCUCUCCGCCAUGGAUCUGGAGCACCUGGCCAGUUAACUAACCCAUUACCAUGUCAAGCGGAGCAGAAAAUGUCUAUCUGGUACAGACCGGCUUCUCACCGCCCCAGCAGAACCACGAAAUAACAUCUCGGAUAAAUCAGAAUUAAGGAGACCCUUCAUGAUCGAGCCUGUGAUUUCCGAGCUUUGCGUUGGUUUUAAUAUUACGCCCUGGAAAAUGAAAUUUCCAUUUUAUUGGUUCGUUAUUACUCAGGCAGAGUAAUUCCUCUUUACCAGUCCAAAAUUUUGUUGGCAUGGCUACAGACCCGACGUGAUAGGUCGGUGUCACUCCUGAACUCAUGAGUGGGUACACCAUGCUGCGCAAUGGGGGAUUGGGGAAUGGAGGUCAACCAUGGAUGCUCCGCUGGUCCAGUCGGAUCAGACUCUCCUGGCUAAGCUUCACGCUCUUCAUCAUCCUGGUUUUCUUCCCUCUGAUUGCCCACUAUUACCUCACCACCAUCGACGACGCCAACAACGCGGGGAAGCCCAUUUUCGUCCCGCGGACAGGUAACGAGCUCUGCGAGGUGAAGCACGUUCAGGACCUUUGUCGUAUCCGCGAGUCCGUUAGCGAGGAGCUCCUGCAGCUGGAAGCCAAGCGCCAGGAACUCAACAGCGAGAUCGCAAAGUUAAACCUGAAGAUCGAAGCGUGUAAAAAAAGCAUCGAGAAUGCAAAGCAGGACCUUCUGCAGCUCAAGAACGUCAUCAGUCAGACGGAGCAUUCCUACAAGGAACUGAUGGCCCAAAACCAGCCAAAGCUUUCUUUGCCAAUUCGGCUUCUGCCAGAAAAAGAUGACGUUAACUUACCGUUGCCAAAGUCCAGAAGGAACUGCCGGCUACAUAAUUGUUUUGACUACUCGAGGUGCCCGUUGACCUCGGGGUUCCCCGUUUUUGUGUACAACGGUGAUCAGUACCCUUUUGGCAGCUUGAUAGACCCUUUAAUCAAACAAGCCUUGGAGGCAAGUGUCAGAACUAACGUCUACGUGACCGAAAAUGCAAAUAUUGCUUGUAUAUAUGUAGUUUUAUUGGGGGAGAUGCAGGAACCGUUGAUGCCAAACCCUACUGAACUGGAGCAACAGUUGCACUCAUUGCCAUACUGGAGGACUGACGGCCACAAUCAUCUAAUAAUCAACCUGUCCCGAAAAUCGGAGACCCAGAAUUAUCUGUAUAACGUAAGCACCGGCCGUGCCAUGAUCGCCCAGUCUACCUUUUACGAUUCGCAGUAUCGACCCGGCUUCGACGUAGUGGUGUCGCCGUUGGUCCAUGCAAUGUCCGAACCCAACUUCUUAGAAAUCCCAGCCCAGGUGCCAGUGAAGAGGAAAUACCUGUUCAGUUUCCAAGGGGAGAAGAUUGAAUCGUUGCGUUCGAGUUUGCAGGAAGCCCGGUCGUUUGAGGAGGAAAUGGAAGGUAACGCCCCAGCUGACUAUGACGACCGUAUCAUCACCACUCUUAAAGCUGUCCAGGACAGCAAGUUAGAUUUUGUUAUGGUUGAGUUUACCUGUAAAAACCAACCUAAGGCAAGUCUGCCCACUGAGUGGGCUCUAUGUGGGGGAAGGGAAGACAGGAUCGAGCUACUGAAGCAAUCCACCUUUGCACUGAUCAUAACCCCCGGAGAUUCCCAGCUCAUCAUAUCUGCUGGCAGUGCCAUGAGACUUUUUGAAGCUCUUGAGGUGGGAGCCAUCCCCGUUAUUCUCGGGGAGCAAAUCCAGCUCCCCUACCAUGACCUGAUUCAAUGGAACGAGGCAGUGUUAAUCAUACCAAAACCACGCAUUACAGAAGUGCAUUUUCUUUUGAGGAGCAUAUCUGAUAAUGACCUCCUUGCCAUAAGGAGGCAAGGACGCUUCUUGUGGGAAACCUACUUUUCUACAUCAGAUACAGUUUUUAAUACCAUCUUGGCAACCAUAAGAACUCGUAUGCAAAUUCCAGCCGCCCCUAUUCGAGAGGAACCGGCGGUGGAAAUCCCUCAUCGUUCUGGUAAAGCUGCCGGAACUGACCCUAACAUGGCAGACAAUGGAGACUUGGAUCUAGGUCCAGUAGAGACAGAACCACCUUACUCUUCCCCUAAAUACCUGCGGAACUUUACACUGACCGCCACAGACAUUUACCGUAACUGGAACUCCGCACCGGGUCCGUUUCACCUCUUUCCUCAUACACCAUUUGAUCCCGUCUUGCCCUCUGAAGCUAAGUUCUUGGGAUCUGGAACGGGGUUCAGACCAAUUGGUGGUGGGGCUGGAGGUUCGGGAAAAGAGUUUCAGGCUGCCCUUGGAGGGAAUGUCCCGAGGGAGCAGUUCACGGUGGUUAUGUUGACCUACGAACGCGAGGAAGUAUUAAUGAACUCCUUGGAAAGGUUGAAUGGACUCCCUUACUUAAAUAAAGUUGUGGUGGUGUGGAACUCCCCAAAGUUGCCAUCGGAUGACCUCCUGUGGCCGGACAUUGGUGUGCCCAUAGUGGUUGUGCGGACCGAGAAGAACAGCCUAAAUAAUCGCUUCCUUCCCUGGGACGAGAUAGAGACUGAGGCCGUGCUCUCCAUCGAUGAUGACGCUCACCUCCGGCACGAUGAGAUCAUGUUUGGCUUCCGGGUCUGGAGAGAGGCCAGGGACCGCAUUGUGGGUUUUCCUGGACGUUAUCAUGCCUGGGACAUCCCUCACCAGUCAUGGCUCUACAACUCCAACUAUUCCUGCGAGCUGUCCAUGGUGCUGACCGGAGCCGCUUUCUUUCACAAGUACUACGCCUAUCUCUACUCCUACGUGAUGCCGCAGGCUAUCCGGGACAUGGUGGAUGAGUAUAUCAACUGCGAGGACAUUGCCAUGAAUUUCCUGGUCUCCCAUAUCACCAGGAAGCCUCCCAUCAAGGUCACCUCCCGCUGGACCUUCCGCUGCCCCGGCUGCCCGCAGGCUCUCUCCCACGACGAUUCGCACUUCCACGAGCGCCACAAAUGCAUUAACUUCUUCGUGAAGGUAUACGGAUACAUGCCGCUCUUAUACACCCAGUUCCGCGUGGACUCCGUCCUCUUCAAGACUCGGCUUCCUCACGACAAGACGAAAUGUUUCAAGUUCAUAUGAAGACGUCGAUCCUCAACCCCCGGGGGGCGUCUUCCCCAUGUCUUGAUUCCAAGACGUUGCCUCAAGUCUUAAUAUAAAAAAUUAAAAAAACGUUGAACUAUAGGACGAUACGCACUCUAAAAAAAAAACCUAGGCUACACUGAAAAUUGAAAUUUUCAAAUUUUUUUUCCUUUCGUUUUUUUAUAUGUUUACCAUACAAAAAAAACAUUUGUGUGGUGACUUUUACCUGACGUCUCCAAGAGGGGGGAGGUUCAAGACCCCGAUUUGAUUCAGUGGAGUAUCUCAAAAAGUUGCUGUAAUCUCUCCUAAUUCCCAUACAUACCCCUUAUGAAUUUUUUUUUUUAACAAUUUUCCAAAAACAUUCACCAAUCUCAAGUGGAGACUUUGGAAGCUCGUCCCAUUUUUGGAGAUCACAACGCACAAAACUGCCAACCCCAACGUCCGUGCUUGACCCUCCAAAUCGGCUGGCCACCACCCCAACCCCAAAUCACGCCCCCUUCCAGUAAAGCACAGAAGCAGCUGCACCACUUUAUUCUCAGAUUCACCUUUGUACAUUUAAUAAAUUGCUGUACAGCUCGACAGAUGUAGACAAUGUAUCUAGAAAACUUUUUGGAUUCCCCCCCCCCCCCCCCCCCCCCCCCCUCCCCUCCCGGGCAAUUUAAGUAGUUACUGUUUACGGCCAUAGACGUUCAUAGUGAUUGCGGCAAAUCGCGUUUUGGAUCAGAAGGUGAAGACCCUUUAAGCAGACUGUACCAUUGCACCCAGCGAAGCGGUUUUAUUUUUUAACGGGCACGAGUUAUCUGCUGGUAUUAAAGGAAAAAUCAAUUUUUUUUUAAAUUUUUUUUAGGAUUA